Molecule: messenger RNA, 4173 nt
Organism: Ceutorhynchus assimilis (cabbage seed weevil)
Lineage: Eukaryota; Metazoa; Arthropoda; Insecta; Coleoptera; Curculionidae
Source: the annotation of a GenBank genome assembly
UGAUGACGUGCCAAUGGUACCAUAUGACCGUGAUUCCCAGAAAUGUAGUCGAUAAGCAAUCCUUUAGUAGUAUUUUCUUUGAUUCCAAAACAUCAUGGGCAAGUUCCGUAGUAAAUUGAAGGGCCAAAGCAAAGGAAAACGAUGGGCUAAAGGCCAGAGUUCCAGCUCGAACCCUGAAACUCAUAGGUACAGAGAUCAAGCCAGAGGCAGAUUUUUCCAGGAGAAUUUAGGGCCUAGCUCUCUUACUGCAGAUAAACUUAAAAAACAUGAUGCAUUGCAGUUAUUCAAAGAACCCAAACCUAGAGAUGUUCCUAUGGACGACAUUAGUGAUGGUGUGGAAUCUGAGAGUAGUUUUGGGGGAUCUUAUAGUUCCAUGCAAUCAUUUGCCUCCGAGUGGUCUGAAUGUAGUAACAUGUCUUAUGGAAAAUUUAUGAAAAGUUUUCAUUCUGACUCGGCCUUGCAUAAAGAAAUGCUUGCAAUUCUAGCGGCUAUUACUGAAGUUAUUAAGCAAAACGGUGGAACUGAGUCUUCAACAGAAUAUUAUUGCUCACUUUUGACUACUCUAGAAACAAUUUACAACAGUGAAGAGAAAAAUGAAGAUCAAAUUACUGCUGUCUUAGCUUUAUUGAAUAUGGGCAUCAAAUCAGUGCCUGAUGCUGUAUUGAGAAAAAAUUUCAAUGAUGUCACUCUAAAAAUGCUUCAUGUCCUAAAAGAUUUUGCUUCUGCUGAAAAUAAUGUGAUAAUAAAAUCCACUAUAGGAAUUCUGCAAGCAGUUUUGAGAGCUCAAGAACUGGCUUUAUGGAGUCACGAUCUCACCAAGCAAAUAUUUAAUGCUAUUUUAAAUCCUUUCUGCAUUCACUCUAAGCCAAAAUGGCGUAAAGCAGCCCAACAUGCUGCUGCUGCUAUAGUUAAAUCAGCAUGCUUUGAAAAUGCUUCAGUUAAUGCUGCAGCUGAUAAAUGUGCUGAAUUUUGUCAAGGCAUUUUGGAGAAUUGUAUUGGAGGAGCUUCAGGAAAAAUUGCUGUUAAUUCUAUACAGUCAGGACAAACAACUAUAUUGCACACAUUGGGCUUACUUAAAGAAACUAUACAAAGUUUUUCAAAGAGUCAUAUAAAAAAAUCUUGUGAAACUAUAUUGAGACUAAUGACUUUAAAUUAUCCCAUAGUCACUUCUUGUGGCUUACAAGUAUUACACUCGCUAUUCUCAGCGCAAAAAUCUGUAAUUUCAAGUGAUUUGAACACAAAACUUAUAGCAGCACUUUAUGAAUACCAGCCAAGCAAUACUGACGUACAACCCACAUUAGCUUGGGUUUUAGUGAUGCAAGAAGCUCAUGUUCAUUUAGCCGACGUAGAUAUUGCUAUGGCCAUAAAGUUAAUGCCUAAAUUUUUUAUGAAUGUUACCCAAAUGUGGCUCAGUGGCCGCGCAGAAGUUAUGACAGGAGCUACACAUUGUCUAGAAGUGCUUUUGAAAGAUGCUCUUGGCCCAGCAUGUGAAUCUCCUGAAUCUGUCAAGCAGCACCUAUCGAAGUUGGAAAAAUGCUUCAACGUUAUACAUUCGAGCUUGAGUUAUCAAUAUAAUGUUGCUUGGCAUCAAGUUUUGCACGUUAUUGGUGUUAUGUUUGAAGUUGCUGGAGCUUAUUGUAGCAAUAUGUUUGGAGAAACUUUGAAAAGUCUAGCUGAAUUGAGAGAUUCUUAUAAGUUUAGCUAUAACAAUGAGUUAGAAUAUGCUGUUGGUGCAGCUAUUCGUUCAAUGGGUCCAGAAAAAGUACUGGAAAUCAUUCCACUGAAAAGGGACAACGGUGAACUGAACAUUGAUAGAUCAUGGCUCCUCCCAGUUUUAAAAGAAAACAUUAAAUGUUCUACUCUGAAUUACUUCAGGGAAAGCAUAUUUCCUUUGGCAAGAUUUUGUCAGCAGAGAGCCACUGAGUUGGCGCAAGCGAACAAUGGUAUUGGAGCUCACAGCAGUGAACUUUUGUAUUUACAGUUGUGGAAUUUGUUGCCUUGCUUUGCCAAUCAUCCUACUGACAUUAAGAGCGAGUUUAAGAGCAUGGCGAAACUUUUAGGUAUGGCGAUUUCUGAUAGAAAAGAGCUCCGUCUCUCAGUUAUGUCAGCUUUAAGAAAACUGAUUCAAGGAGCCAAAGAAAACGAAAACAAAGAAGACCUCGAAGAAAUAUCACGUUUUGACAAAAACUAUCUUCCGAUUCUUUUCAACGUUUACACAACCAAACCUAUUGGUUCUGACGAAGAAGGCCAACGUCUUGCUUCACUAGAAACGAUUAAAAUGUAUUUAAGUAUUGCCAGACCUGAGUUGACUCAACAAUUGUUCACUAAUGGUUUGGAGAGGCUUAAUGCCUCUAGUGACGAGCCUGAAGACCAUUUCAUCAAAGAAUCAAUUCUGGAUUUAAUUAGAGCCUUGAUUCCAUAUCAGACAGCUGAAAGUAUCGAAACAAUAUAUCAACAAUGUGUUAAAAAUCUUCCAGAGAUUAAAAAUAAUAAGGAACAGAAAAAAGCUUAUAGAAUCCUAGAAGAGAUUGUUUCCAGCAACUCAGAAGGCUGCAAAGAAUUUAUCAAAAACAAUAGAAAAGCCGUUCAAUAUUUGCUAAGAAAAAGUUUAGAAUCUGCUGCAAUUUCAAGUAAAGGUGCCAGGCUAAGGUGUUUGAAUUAUUUGAUUAAAUCACAACCUAAUUUAGACCACGAAAGUAAAUUAAUCCAAUCAGUAAUACCUGAAGCUGUAUUGUGUUGUAAAGAUAUCAACGAAAAAUGCAGACAAACCGCUUAUGAUUUAUUGAACACUAUUGGAGAAAUUCUAUUGACCAAAAACCAAAUGCAGGAGUACCUUAUAAUGCUCACUGGAGGCCUUGCGGGAACCCCACAAAUGAUUUCAUGCACAAUUUUAGCUUUAGCUUCAGCAUUGCAUAAUUUUUCUGGAGCUUUAGGACAAUCAAACAUCAAAUUAAUUUUGGAAAAUGUUGCUAAGUUGGCUAGUUCUACCACAAGAGAAAUUGUAGCUACAUGUCUCAGUUUCAUAAAAGUUUAUUGUACCACUUUGCCUAGUUUAAUGGUUCAAGUUUCAUUGGAAAAUGUUAUGAAAGCGCUAACAGGAAUGACAGAAGAUUGCAAAAGGCAUUUUCGAUUGAAAGUGCGAGACAUUUUGGAUAGAUUAGUGAGAAAAUACGGGGCGGAAAGUAUUACCCCUUUUGUGCCUCAAAAUGAUCAAAUUAUGUGUAAAAGAAUUAAAAAUUUGAGGAAGCUAAAUGACAGAAAACAAAAAAUGAAAAAAGACAGAAAGGAAAAAAUUAAUGAAGAUGAAGAAGAUAAUAUUGAAGAUUUCAUUGUUAAAUCCAAACCAAAAUCGGUAGAAGAAAUUUUGGCUGAUAGUGACUCGGACUCGGACAAUAUGGAUUAUAAAGAACCAAAACCAAAAAAUAAGCAAGCCAAAACAUGGAUUGAAGAAGACGCCGACACUAUUGUAGAUUUCAUAGAUCCUUCUACAGCGAGUAAAAUUAGUGCUACAAAACCUAGUCAAGCUCUAGCCCAGCUACAAGCCAAAAAACCUAAAGAACAAAAUAGAGGCUUCAAAACUUCCACAGAUGGGCGUCUUAUUAUUAAAGAUGACAGUGACGAUGAAGACAGCGAUAAUGGAAAAAGUAAGUUGAAAUCUGAUAGUUCCGAUAGUGAAGAUGAAGCCGCUAGUGUAGCUGAGACAUUGCUUUUGGCCAACCGUAAAAGAAAACGCGCUAGUUCAGUUAAAAGUGGGUUUAGUUCUGUUUCAACAGCUCCACCAUCAAAAUAUAAAACUGGAGGAAUAGGAAUUCAUAGACCCACGACUUCAAGUGCCUCGGUCAAAAGUGGAUUUUCGAUAGGGAGUGAAUAUAAAAGCAAAAAAGCAGCAGGAGAUGCCAAGAAAAAGGGCAAAAAGCUGGACCCUUAUGCUUAUGUUCCUUUACAGAGGAGUAAUUUAAAUAAAAGGAAGAAAGCCAAAGGGAUCGGACAGUUGAAGGGUAUAGUUAAAGGGGCUAAAAGUGGAGCGCUUAAAGGGGCUAAAGCAAAGAGGAAUAGAAAAAAUGCUUUGUAAUUUAUUAAUUAUUAUUAUUUUAUUUUAUGAAUAAUUUUUUGAUGUUGAAAAAGGUUGAAUUUGAAACAUAUUGUUGCCUAAUAAAUUUAUAUUGAAUUAUU